This is a messenger RNA of Coregonus sp. 'balchen', 16746 nucleotides long. NCBI's taxonomy places the organism in Eukaryota, Metazoa, Chordata, Actinopteri, Salmoniformes, Salmonidae. The record is from the annotation of a GenBank genome assembly.
AUGUCGGGUGUCAAAAAGCAGCAGACGGUAAGAUAUGCAUAUACUUAUUUGAAACAUCAUAUUCGAAUAUAAAAUGUAUUUUGAAAAUUUCUAAUAGCAUAAGCAGGUAUAGAAAUGUUUGUAGCCUAGGCAGCGGAUAGUGCUAGAGCUGCCGAGGCUAGAAAUGUACCCUCAAGCAUGUUGAAAAUGAUUCCUGUAUGGUGCGCUUUGGGUGACCUUUUAUAUGGGUAUUUCGUCAACUAACUACAGCUGCAUUCUAAUUAAAAUAUGUUCCUGAUAAGUUACAUAAUAGCAAUUAUGUGGAUAAAGUGCUGGACAUGUUUGUUCACAAUCUUUGCUUCAUCAAACAAUGGUUAGAAGUCUGAUACGAUCAGCGCUGUCACUGUUGAUGUUGAAGUAGGCUACUUUCAAGUUUUCACUAUUGUGGUAGGAAAUUGGAUUGAUUUGAUUUGACAUAGGCAGUGGUGAAAAAAGUACCCAAUUGUCAUUCUUGAGUAAAAGUAAAGAUACCUUAAUAAAAAAUGACUCAAGUAAAUGUAAAAGUCACCCAGUAAAAUACGACUUGCGUAAAAGUCUAAAAGUAUUUGGUUUUCAAUAUACUUAAGUAUCAAAAGUAAAUAUAAUUGCUAAAAUAUAUGUAAGUAUCAAAAGUAAAAUGACAAUUUUAAAUUCCUUAUAUUAAGCAAACCAGACGGCACAAUUUUCUAUUUUUUUUUUUUUUAAUUUACGGAUAGCCAGGGGAACACUCCAACACUCAGACAUACAUUUAACAAACAAAGCAUUUGUGUUUAGUGAGUCCGCCAGAUCAGAGGCAGUAGGGAUGACCAGGGAUGUGUGUGAAUUGGACCAUUUUCUGUCCAGCUAAGCAUUCAAAAUGUAACGAGUACUUUUGGGUGUCAGGGAAAAUGUAUGGAGUAAAAAGUACAUUUUUUUUUUUAGGAAUGUAGUAAAGUAAAAUUUGACAAAAAUAUAAAUAGUACAGUACAGAUACCCCCCAAAAACUACUUAAGUUGUACUUUAAAGUAUUUUUAUGUAAGUACUUUACACCAUAUAGGUUAAACGGUAUAUAUAUAUAUAAACAAGUUUGAAGUAGCCUAAUGGUCAUUUACGACUCGAGUCAUUUAAUUAAUUGUAUGUCCCACUUAGAAUAAACCAUAACUGAAGCCUUCACAAACCCUUUAUACUAACUAGUCUAUAGGCUAUUAUACAAUGGGUGGGUCUAAUGCUGAUUGGUUAAAACCGCAUUCCAGCCGGUGUCUAUUCCAUAAGUUACCACCGGCUAAAUCUAUGACGUUAAAAUGCCUAUUUACUCUGUUCCAUCUGACCAACAUUUAGAACGAACGACUGGGUCGCGUCCAUAUAUACAGAACAAAAAGACUGAACAACUGGCUCUGGCAACUGAACCAAUAUAAAUAACGACCAGCUGGCUUGGGUAGCAACCCUAGAUUUGUAUCGGGACUAUAUCUUGUGGAAGGAUGAAAUGGUAUGAAUAAAUUAAUCAAAAUAACUUUUUUAAUGAAAAUAUGUAAAUAAUUAUUUUAAUAUGUUGGUAACCCGUUGUAUAAAAGUAAAAAUGCCCUCAGCCGGUGUUUGGAUGAUAUAUUGGCACGGUUUGCUGGCCCUCGACGACCUGUGCAAAUAUAUCCUCCAAACACCGGCUUCUCAGGCACUAUCACUUAAAUGUACAGACCUUAACCCAACACCUAGCGACCUCAAUCAUCAAGAGUUUUGGACCGGUUGGGGCUACCCCCCUGAAUUCGCUACGUUGGUGUCAGAAGUGGGAUGGCGCCCGUGAGGCCAUCGGGGAGGCAUGUACACAUGAGGGACUUGGUCAAGAAAAGCACGGGGACACACUCUCCCGAAGGAAGAGGGUAAUGUAGUGCCCUUAACCCAACACUAAUUAAUCAUUUAUAAGCAAAUGUUAAACCAUAGCCUUAUAAAGGGUGGCACAGGUUUAUGCCACAUUUGACAAAGCCACCAUUCAUGUAAUGGCUUUGAUUUAAUUUGAUUUGUGAAGUGGUGCUAUAAGCAUUUAUGAAGCCUUUAUAAGUACAAAGUUUUUAAUGUUGUGUAGCUGAAACAAGCUACUUCUGUGCUGCUAAGGAACUGACGAUGAGGUUUGUGUGGCAGAAAACGAUCAGUGUAGUCAGUAAACAAGCUAAUGCCACAAAUGCUUUGUAACAGGGAAAUGUAGCUCACUUUAGUCUGCAUAGUUUCUAAACAGGUUUACUGACAAUUAGUUAGCCUAGUACUAUAUGUGGACAAUCUGUUGGCACAGUAUACGUUGGAAGAGUGUGGAAAGCAGCAAGUUGAUAGGGUGCUGGUUCCAAUACUUCAGUAUGUGGUUUUGCACAGUUAUCUUAAACUAUCAUCUACCACUCACACAAUCACAGUAUGAACUUGACCUACAUGAGGAAGCAUUUGUACUGAAGGAACUACUGUGUAUCAACAGAUAGACCAAUACCCUACAUGUUUUUCAUAACCAACCUGUAGACAAAAGAUAACAAAGAAUGUCACUCAAGUCAUUGUUUUCUCAAUAUUUUGAUACACCUUAAUACUGUAGGCUUAAUUUGUCAGAUUUCCACUCCUCUCUGUAUAGAGACUGUAUAACUAUGUGUGUGCAGUUAGGGUGUGGGAAUAGGAAAUGUGUCCCAAGAGUAAGCACAGCUGUUUAUUUUAUUCUGCAGAUUAAAUAGGAUGAUAAGGGUAGUAGGGGCCAUUUUGUUUACCACCUCCUAUAGGCUAUUCUAACAGGACCUAACAGGUCUCCAUAUAGAAAAAUACAUAUUUAAACUAUGAUGUUUUUGGAGUUGGCACUACAAGAACCACUCAUCCGUCGUAUGCUGGAAGGGGCAAUUGUAACACAGAGGGAAUGACAGAGGGAGAGUUAGAAACGCAGACAGAAUAAGAGGGGGAGGAAAUGAGAAGGAAGCAGAAUGAAAAAGAUGAUAGGAGUCAGAUGGAUAGACAGACAGAGCUGAGUGUGUUUGUGAUAGUGACAGAGGGAGGGAGGAAGAGGCAAAUAGGCAAAGAAUAGUAAAAGAAGUAGUGAAAGUCAGGUACACGUCAACUAUGACAGACAAAAUGAGAAAAAAAAAUCCAGAAAAUCACAUUGUAGGAUUUUUAAUGAAUUUAUUUCCAAAUUAUAGUGGAAAAUAAGUAUUUGGUCAAUAACAAAAGUUUCUCAAUACUUUGUUAUAUACCCUUUGUUGGCAAUGACGCAUGUCAAACGUUUUCUGUAAGUCUUCACAAGGUUUUCACACACUGUUGCUGGUAUUUUGGCCCAUUCCUCCAUGCAGAUCUCCUCUAGAGCAGUGAUGUUUUGGGGCUGUCGCUGGGCAACACGGACUUUCAACUCCCUCCAAAGAUUUUCUAUGGGGUUGAGAUCUGGAGACUGGCUAGGCCACUCCAGGACCUUGAAAUGCUUCUUACGAAGCCACUCCUUCGUUGCCCGGGCGGUGUGUUUGGGAUCAUUGUCAUGCUGAAAGACCCAGCCACGUUUCAUCUUCAAUGCCCUUGCUGAUGGAAGGAGGUUUUCACUCAAAAUCUCACGAUACAUGGCCCCAUUCAUUCUUUCCUUUACACGGAUCAGUCGUCCUGGUCCCUUUGCAGAAAAACAGCCCCAAAGCAUGAUGUUUCCACCCCCAUGCUUCACAGUAGGUAUGGUGUUCUUUGGAUGCAACUCAGCAUUCUUUGUCCUCCAAACACGACGAGUUGAGUUUUUACCAAAAAGUUCUAUUGGUUUCAUCUGACCAUAUGACAUUCUCCCAAUCCUCUUCUGGAUCAUCCAAAUGCACUCUAGCAAACUUCAGGCGGGCCUGGACAUGUACUGGCUUAAGCAGGGGGACACGUCUGGCACUGCAGGAUUUGAGUCCCUGGCGGCGUAGUGUGUUACUGAUGGUAGGCUUUGUUACUUUGGUCCAAGCUCUCUGCAGGUCAUUCACUAGGUCCCCCCGUGUGGUUCUGGUAUUUUUGCUCACCGUUCUUGUGAUCAUUUUGACCCCACGGGGUGAGAUCUUGCGUGGAGCCCCAGAUCGAGGGAGAUUAUCAGUGGUCUUGUAUGUCUUCCAUUUCCUAAUAAUUGCUCCCACAGUUGAUUUCUUCAAACCAAGCUGCUUACCUAUUGCAGAUUCAGUCUUCCCAGCCUGGUGCAGGUCUACAAUUUUGUUUCUGGUGUCCUUUGACAGCUCUUUGGUCUUGGCCAUAGUGGAGUUUGGAGUGUGACUGUUUGAGGUUGUGGACAGGUGUCUUUUAUACUGAUAACAAGUUCAAACAGGUGCCAUUAAUACAGGUAACGAGUGGAGGACAGAGGAGCCUCUUAAAGAAGAAGUUACAGGUCUGUAAGAGCCAGAAAUCUUGCUUGUUUGUAGGUGACCAAAUACUUAUUUUCCACCAUAAUUUGCAAAUAAAUUCAUUAAAAAUCCUACAAUGUGAUUUUCUGGAUAAUUUUUUCUCAAUUUGUUUGUCAUAGUUGACGUGUACCUAUGAUGAAAAUUACAGGCCUCUCUCAUCUUUUUAAGUGGGAGAACUUGCACAAUUGGUGGCUGACUAAAUACUUUUUUCCCCCACUGUAUAUGUGUGUUUGUGCAUAAGAGGGUGGGUGAUGAUGGGGAAAUAUAUCUAAUUAAGCUAUAGACCUAUGUAAGUCUGUAGACCGUUAACCUUUGGAUUAUUUGGAAUGCUGUUCGUAAGCCUUGAAUUGAUGUAUCACCUUUAAAAAAUGACCCGUGUUUCGCAAGUUGAAGUUGCAUAAUGCAGUCAGUGACAUAUCACUAUUGUAAUAAUUACACUGUAAGAGGUUAGUUUGCCAUUGAUAGGUUGGCCAAAAGGACAUGACAGAAGCAGAAUUAAUUUUGAAACAUGGACAACUGUGUAGCAUUUCUCUGCAUUUAACUGAAUAAUCUACUACAGUGCCUUCAGAAAGUAUUCACACCCCUUUACUUUUCCCACAUUUUGUUGUGUAAAGCCUGAAUAUUAAAUUGAUAUUUUUUGGUCACUUGCCUGCACACAAUACUCCAUAAUGUCAAAGUGAAAAAAAAAUGUUUCAAAUGUUUACAAAUUAAUAAAAAAUGAGAAGCUUAAAUGUCGAGUCAAUAAAUAUUCAACCCCUUUGUUAUGGCAAGCCUAAAUAAGUUAAAGAGUAAAAAUGUUCUUAAAAAGUCACACAAGUUACAUGGACUCACUCUGUGUGCAAUAAUAGUGUUGGCAUGAUUUUUGAAUUACUACCUCAUCUCUGUACCCCACACAUACAAUUAUCUGUAAGGUCCCUCAGUCAAGCAGUGAAUUUCAAACACAGAUUCAACCACAAAGACCAGGGCGGUUUUCCAAUGCCUCGCAAAGAAGGGCACCUAUUGGUAGAUAGGUAAAAACAUUUUUUUUUUUAAAGCAGACAUUGAAUAUCCCUUUCAGCAUGGUGAAGUUAUUAAUUACACUUUAGAUGGUGUAUUAAUACACCCAGUCACUACAAAUAUACAGGCGUCUUUCCUAAUUCAGUUGCCGGAGAGGAAGGAAACAGAUCAGGGAUUUCAACAUGAGGCCAAUGGUGACUUUAAAGCAGUUACAGAGUUUAAUGGCUGUGAUAGGAGAAAACUGAGGAUGGAUCUACAACAUUGAAUUUACUCCACAAUACUAACCUAAUUGACAGAGUAAAAAUAAAGAAGCCUGUACAGAAGCCACUAAAGGAAUACUGCAAAACAUUUGGCAAAGCAAUUAUCUUUUAGUCUUGAAUACAAAGUGUUAUGUUUGUGUCAAAUCCAAUAUAACACAUUACUGACUUCCAGUCUCCAUAUUUUCAAGCAUAGUGGUGGCUGCAUCAUGUUAGGGGUAUACAGUCGUGGUAAAAAGUUUUGAGAAUGACACAAAUACUAAUUUUCACAAAGUCUGCUGCCUCAGUUUUGAUGAUGGCAAUUUGCAUAUACUCCAGAAUGUCAUGAAGAGUGAUCAGAUGAAUUGCAAUUAAUUGCAAAGUCCCUCUUUACCAUGAAAAUGAACUUAAUCCCCCCAAAACAUUUCCACUGCAUUUCAGCCCUGCCACAAAGGACCAGCUGCCAUCAUGUCAGUGAUUCUCUCGUUAACACAGGUGAGAGUGUUGACGAGGACAAGGCUGGAGAUCACUCUGUCAUGCUGAUUGAGUUAGAAUAAGAGACUGGAAGCUUUAAAAGGAGGGUGGUGCUUGAAAUCAUUGUUCUUCCUCUGUUAACCAUGGUUACCUGCAAGGAAACACGUGCCGUCAUCAUUGCUUUGCACAAAAAGGGCUUCACAGGCAAGGAUAUUGCUGCUAGUAAGAUUGCACCUAAAUCAACCAUUUAUCGGAUCAUCAAGAACUUCAAGGAGAGAGGAUCAAUUGUUGUGAAGAAGGUGAGACCAUUCAUGUGUGGGGUUGCUUCUCAGCCAAGGGAGUGGGCUCACUCACAAUUUUGCCUAAGAACACAGCCAUGAAUAAAGAAUGGUACCAACACAUCCUCCGAGAGCAACUUCUCCCAACCAUCCAAGAACAGUUUGGUGACAACCAAUGCCUUUUCCAGCAUGAUGGAGCACCUUGCCAAAAAAGUGAUAACUAAGUGGCUCGGGGAACAAAACAUUGACAUUUUGGGUCCAUGGCCAGGAAACUCCCCAGACCUUAAUCCCAUUGAGAACUUGUGGUCGAUUCUCAAGAGGCGGGUGGACAAACAAAAACCCACAAAUUCUGACAAACUCCAAGCAUUGAUUAUGCAAGAAUGGGCUGCCAUCAGUCAGGAUGUGGCCCAGAAGUUAAUUGACAGCAUGCCAGGGCGGAUUGCAGAGGUCUUGAAAAGAAGGGUCAACACUGAAAAUAUUGACUCUUUGCAUAAACUAAAUGUAAUUGUCAAUAAAAGCCUUUGACACUUAUGGAAUGCUUGUAAUUAUACUUCAGUAUACCAUAGUAACAUCUGACAAAAAUAUCUCAUAACACCGAAGCAGCGAACUUUGUGAAGACCAAUACUUGUGUCAUUCUCAAAACUUUUGACCACGACUGUACUUGUAAUCGUUAAGGACUGGGGAGUUUUUCAGGAUACAAAAUAAACCGGAAUGGAGCUAAACACAGGCAAAAUCCUAGAGGAAAAACUGGUUCAGUCUGCUUUCCACCAGACACUGGGAGAUGAAUUCACCUUUCAGCAGGACAAUAACCUAAAACACAAGGCCAAAUCUACAUUGGAGUUGCUUACCUAGAAGACAGUGAAUGUUCCUGGGUGGCCUAGUUACAGUUUUGACUUAAAUCUACUUGAAAAUCGAUGGCAAGACCUGAAAAUGGUUGUCUAGCAAUGAUAAACAACCAAUUUGACCGAAUAAUUUUUUAAAGAAUAAUGGGCAAAUGUUGCAUAAUCCAGGUGUGGAAAGCUCUUAGAGAUUUACCCAGAAAGACUCACAGCUAUAAUCGCUGCCAAAGGUGCUUCUACAAAGUAUUGACUUAGGGGUGUGAAUACUUAUGUAAAUUAGAUAUUUCUGUAUUUAAUGUUCAAUACAUUUGGAAUUCAGGCUGUAACACAACAAAAUGUGGAAUAAGUCAAAGGGUUAUACUCCCGGGUGGCGCAGUGGUCUAAGGCACUGCAUCGCAGUGCUAGCUGUGCCACUAGAGAUCCUGGUUCGAAUCCAGGAUCCGGGGCGGUGCACAAUUGGCCCAGCGUCGUCCAGGGUAGGGUAGGGAAUGGCUGGCAGGGAUGUAGCUCAGUUGGUAGAGCAUGGCGUUUGCAACGCCAGGGUUGUGGGUUCGAUUCCCACGGGGGGCCAGUAUGAAAAAUAAAAUAAAAAGACAAUGUAAGUCGCUCUGAAUAAGAGCGUCUGCUAAAUGACUAAAAUGUAAAUGUAAAAUGUUAUGAAUACUUUCUGAAGGCACUGUAUAGGUUACUAGUGAUGUAGGUACUAGAGUCAUGGAAAAUCUGCAAAAAUGUUGCCCUCGCCUGAAAGACUGUACUGUAUGGACCUGGAGUUCUCUCCACAACCCUGACAGAAACACACCUCUGUGUGUGGAGGCUGUCGGCCGGCUGGUGUGGUAGGAGUGGUAGGAGAUGGUGGGUGAGAGUGCAGAGAGAGUGCCCUCUGUUUAUAGAAGGCUGUCUGUCUGUGGUGGGGGUGUGGGGGCCCUGCUAUGGUUAAUAACAGGAGGUUGUGUCCGUAACCCACACCGGGUGGGGUACUGGAAGGGCUGGGAAAGUUUAAUGGGGAGUAGGCACUGGUAGGAAAGGUGGGGAGGCACUAGAGGGAGGGGGGCAUAGAGUGAGAGGGAAGGAUGCCACAUCAUCGCUGGGCUGCAGGCAGCACACUGGCCACAUUGUCUGGUCCUGUUCCCUCCAUUCCUUGGAGCCAGCCAGCAUCCCGUCACCACUGCCCUGUCCACCCAGCCAGAGACUGUCUCAGUCGGACUCACUCUGAAGGGGCCUAUUCACCAAGUCACAUUCACAACGGUUCACAUAGAAAUUUGUUUUUUUAUAAACCAGACCUGACUUUCUAGCAGGUUGAAUGAAGAAUCAUGUCUGUUCUACGAAAUAUACACUACCGGUCAAAAGUUUUAGAACACCUACUCAUUCAAAGGGUUUUCUUUAUUUUUACUAUUUUGUACAUUGUAGAAUAAUAGUGAAGAUAUCAAAACUAUGAAAUUACACAUGUAGUAACCAAAAAAGUGUUAAACGAAUCAAAAUAUAUUUUAUAUUUGAGAUUCUUCAAAUAGCCACCCUUUGCCUUGCUGACAGCUUUGCACACUUAGCAUUCUCCCAACCAGCUUCAUGAGGUAGUCACCUGGAAUGCAUUUCAAUUAACAGGUGUGCCUUCUUAAAAGUUAAUUUGUGGAAUUUCUUUCGUUCUUAAUGCGUUUGAGCCAAUCAGUUGUGUUGUGACAAGGUAGGGGGGGGGGGGUAUACAGAAGAUAGCCCUAUUUGGUAAAAGACCAAGUCCAUAUUAUGGCAAGAACAGCUCAAAUAAGCAAAGAGAAAUGACAGUCCAUCAUUCCUCUAAGACAUGAAGGUCAGUCAAUACAGAACAUUUCCAGGACUUUGAAAGUUUCUUCAAGUGCAGUCGCAAAAACCAUCAAGUGCUAUGAUGAAACUGGCUCUCAUGAGGACCGCCACAGGAAUGGAAGACCCAGAGUUACCUCUGCUGCAGAGGAUAAGUUCAUUAGAGUUACCAGCCUCAGAAAUUGCAGCCCAAAUAAAUGCUUCACAGAGUUCAAGUAACAGACACAUCUCAGACUGUGUGAAUCAGGCCUUCAUGGUCGAAUUGCUGCAAAGAAACCACUACGAAAGGACACCAAUAAGAAGAAGAGACUUGCUUGGGCCAAGAAACACGAGCAAUGGACAUUAGACCGGUGGAAAUGUGUCCUUUGGUCUGGAGUCCGAAUUGGAGAUUUUUGGUUCCAACCGCCGUGUCUUUGUGAGACCCGGUGUGGGUGAACGGAUGAUCUCCGCUUGUGUAUUUCAUACCGGUGCUUUGCUGGUGACACUGUCUGUGAUUUAUUUAGAAUUCAAGGCACACUUAACCAGCAUGGCUACCACAGCAUUCUGCAGUGAUACGCCAUCCCAUCUGGUUUGUGCUUAGUGGGACUAUCAUUUGUUUUUCAACAGGACAAUGACCCAACACACCUCCAGGCUGUGUAAGGGCUAUUUGACCAAGAAGGAGAAUGAUGGAGUGCUGCAUCAGAUGACCUGGCCUCCACAAUCCCGACCUCAACCAAAUUGAGAUGGUUUGGGAUGAGUCGGACCGCAGAGUGAAGGAAAAGCAGCUAACGAGUGGUCAGCAUAUGUGGGAACUCCUUCAAGACUGUUGGAAAAGCAUUCCAGGUGAACCUGGUUGAGAGAAUGCCAAGAGUGUGCAAAGCUGUCAUCAAGGCAAAGGGUGGCUAUUUCAAGAAUUUCAAAUAUAAAAUAUAUUUUGAUUUGUUUAACACUUUUUUGGUUACUACAUGAUUCUAUAUGUGCUAUUUCAUAGUGUUGAUUUCUUCACUAUUAUUCUACAAUGUAGAAAAUAGUACAAAUAAAGAAAAAACCUUGAAUGAGUAGUGUAUCUCUCUCUGUAACACUGAAUGAUGUGAACAUUUGAUUAAGCCGCUGGCGUAUGUAAACUCCCCCUAAAAGAAUUUAGUAGAGUCUGUUGGGUUGAUAUAACCCACUUGAAUGGCAAAGCCUUCUACAUGUGUUGUACCCUGUUUAUCUUCUGUCUGUAUAUUCAGUUUAUUGUGGCAGCACCAUUUCACCAAGUCAAAUUCCAGUACAUGCACAUUUAUUUGUAGAGUAAAGGUAAUUCUGAUUAAUUCAAGCAAUGACAGACGUACUAGGCCUUAAGCAAAACCACGUAAUCUAUUGCAAGUCACCCAUAACAAAAAUGUUAUCAUUAAUCUAGUCUGCCGUUGGAAUGUCUUUCAGGAAAAACUAGAUUCAGUUCAGGAGGCGUACUCCGUAUCAUACCUGAAACUAAAUGAAAUGGAUGAUAUGGUAUGUUUGGCAUGAGAUACCUUAUGUGGACCAAUGGGAGAAAAGAAGUGAGAUGCAUAUGGACAAGAUAAUAUCACACAGGAACUGAGCAAAGCGAAUGGCUAAACACGAGGACUCAUUCCUUAUCAUGUGUUACUGUAUUCCAUCUCCAACUGCCUCAGAGAAUAUUCCACAUUAUUUCAGCAUUUGUAUGUAGCCUACUGUAGUUAGUCAAAUGUAAAUGAGAAUGUUUGUGAAAGAAGGGAAAUACUGUAAAGUUCUGCAUCUUCUUACCCUGAAAAGUUGAAGUUGUACUAAAUAUACUUUUGAGAGCAGAAUGUGGGUGUGCAUCAUCUCUGAGUCAGAGACCCCAUUGAUGUCAUAACAUGGGACUGGGGAGGUGUCCAAAGGGUGGUGUCAUUAUACUUUUUUUAAAUCCUGAGAGCGACGUCAAAAGCUGAUGAGUUUUGCUCAGUAAAAAUUAAAGAGGAACAAUGUAGACUAGAGCAUUACUCGUCAGCACAAGUCACUCAUUUCCUACCAUGUCUUCUUCUGCUUUGAUUUCAGGAUCUGAACAGAUCCACCAAUGUAGUGUUCCAGGCCCACCAUGUGACCCGGAGCAAGAGAGGUCAGGUGGUGGGCACCAGAGGAGGCUUCAGGGGCUGCACCGUCUGGCUCACAGGUAAACCGCUCACCAUAGCCAAUACUCAAUGGAUUGUCACUAUUACAUGUUGCUAUUACAGUAAUGUGUUACUAGUGACUGUAGUGAUAAUGAUACUGUUGAGUAUUGGCUAAUCUCACCUGUACAUUCUCCAUGUGUCCACCGCCAGGUUUGUCUGGUGCUGGGAAGACUACCAUAGCCUUUGCCCUGGAGGAGUACCUGGUGUCCCACGGCAUCCCCUGCUACUCACUAGACGGGGACAACAUCCGCCACGGCCUCAACAAGAACCUGGGCUUCACAGCCAUCGACCGUGAGGAGAACAUCCGACGUAUUGCUGAGGUGGCCAAGUUGUUCGCAGACGCUGGCCUCGUCUGCAUCACCAGCUUCAUCUCUCCUUACACCAAGGUCAGGGGUCAUUCUCGGGAGUGUCUGUCUACCCAUUUCUGUUGGUAUUGGUGGUAUUGUCUUGUGUAGAGUGUUCUGGUGCAAAAUGGAUGCCGUAUAUCUAGUAUACUGUGUGUUACGAUUGACAAGACAGCAUUCUGACAAUCCUGUUCCCCCUCCUCUUUUGUCUAAAGGAUCGUGAUGAUGCGAGGAAGAUCCUAGAGAGUGCUGGGUUACCCUUCUUUGAGGUGUUCAUCAAUGCUCCUCUGGAGGUGUGUGAGAGUCGCGAUGUGAAGGGCCUCUACAAGAAAGCCCGUGCUGGAGAGAUCAAAGGUACACACUUUUGGUCCUUUGUUUACAUUUUGGUAUCCAUACAUCGAAAUGUAACUUCUUAUUAUAAGGGAAAGAACAUCAAAUUCCCUCUAUGGGUUCCAUUUCUAUCUGAAAGAGUCAAUCAAACAUCCUUUUAGAAAGGGAAUUCUAAUGGAUCUACCUGUGUUCUCAGGCUUCACUGGGAUCGAUGCAGAGUACGAGCGGCCCGAGGCUCCGGAGUUGGUGCUGAAAACAGGAGAGAUCACCGUGAACGAGUGCAUCCGGCAGGUUGUGGACCUGCUUAGAGAGCAGGUGAACAUGACAGACAGCUCACCUUUUUUACCCGCUCGUCUAGCUCUAAACUAGAAAAAAAGUCAAGCGUAUGUAAUGGAAUUGACACCAAACCUAGCUUAUAACAAACAUAUCAAGACAAAACAAAACGUAUCAUAAGGGCUUGAAAAAAACGACCAAAGUGAUAACUGCAAAUGCAUACAAACCACCUGUCAUGUUAUCUUCAUAUGACAUUGUCUUCUCUCUCUGUAAUUGUUCAGAGUAUUGUUCCAAGUGGAAUCACAGAGGAGGUGAAUGAACUAUUUGUUCCGGAGAACAAGCUGAAGCUGGUUCAGGCCGACGCUGUCACACUUCCCACAAUCAGCAUCACCAAGGUAACAACAUACCUCUCCACUACCAAUCCACAUGUUCUUUAUGACUACCCAAAUGACCAUGGGUCAAUAUUUGACUGGAUGGCAGGCUGUGCUCACAAUCUCUCUCUUUUGGAUUGUACUAUAUGUUCUAAUGGACUGGGCUGAUUGCCCAAUGUUUGAAAAUCAAUUAAAGUCAAACAUAGUAGAUAUGCUGCUACAGUAUUUGCAUUGUAUGUGAUAUGAUUUAUGGUUGAAUUACUGUGAUAGGUAAACCCUAGUAUCCUGAUAAGUGGAGUUAUUAGUACAACGCUACUUACUGUAUUGUGGUAAAACUGUAAUAAAUAUGUGCAUUUGGAAACUAAAACUGUAUGAACCACCAUGAAGCAUGGAGGUACAGUAUAUCACAUGAAAUUGGUUUGAUGGAAAGUCUUACUUUACUAUCUCUGUUUCUUCAUGAACUGUUUCUCAUUCAGCAUGGUUUCGUGUGGACUCUGCCACCCCUGAUACCAGCCAAUAUCUCUAACAUAUCAGCUGUUAAGGGAAAUUAUUAACGGUCAGUAAGUUAAAUCCCUACCCGUUUGAUGUAUAUUACCCCCGGUCUGUCCUGUUCAGUUGGACCUCCAGUGGGUGCAGGUGCUGGCCGAAGGCUGGGCUACCCCACUGAAAGGCUUCAUGAGGGAGAGGGAGUUCCUCCAGGUGCAGCAUUUCGGCAACCUCCUCGACGGUAAGAACCACACACACACCCUUAUAAUACAUCAUAACAUUACUCAGCCAAUUCUUAUUCUCCCCUCUUCAUAAUGGAGUGAGUGACAGUGGAUGGAUGUUAUAUAAAGUUGUCUCUAAUUGUUAUCCUGACCAUGUGACUAUAGGCAAUAACCAUGGUCCUGAGUUUCCCUUGGUAGGUUCACAUGGUCAGCACAAACUCCUGGCCCUAUCAUCACACACAUUUAUCUUUCCCUGGUUCAGAUGGAACCAUCAACCAGUCUAUUCCCAUUGUCCUGCCUGUUACCACGGAAACCAAGCAGAGGCUGGACGGCUGUGCGGCGGUAGCUCUGGAGUUCCAGGGAACCCGCGUGGCCAUUCUAAGACGGCCAGAGUUCUACGAACACCGCAAAGAGGAGCGCUGUGCCCGUCAGUGGGGCACCACCUGCCCCCAGCACCCCUACAUUAAGGUUAUAACCAACCACACAUGUCCAUGCAUAGUUGUUUAGCAAACAUAGAUGUCCUUUGAUGUGUUAAAGCAACACUCUGUGCACACUCUUGUGCAUACCAAUUCCAAGCUAUAAUGGAGUUUAAUGAAGUUGCACUUGAACAUAUCCAUCACAUAUCCAUCGCAUGAAAUAUAUUGAUAUUAUGUCAUUCAUAUCUCUACAACAUCCACACUCUUUUACAGAUGGUGAUGGAGGGAGGUGAUUGGCUCGUGGGUGGCGACCUGGAGGUGCUGGAGCGAAUCAGAUGGAACGAUGGGCUGGACCAGUACCGCUUUACUCCACGGGAGCUCAAGCAGAAGUUUAAAGAAAUGAAAGCAGGUUAGAAGAGUUCCUCUAAAGGCAGUACAAAUAUACAGUACAUGGCAUAUUGCACAAAAUAUACAUUUGAGUAGGCCUUUACACUCGUACCCGUAUACGGGUUGAAAAUGGCAGAUUUGGCACUGAUAAGCGUCUAAAUUGGAACACAGUGGCUGUACAGUAACAUGCUAUAAAUGAUGUCAGAGCUCAGGUUCUGCGCUUCACAGCGCUGUAUGGGUUUGACUGACAGCCGUUCUGAACUUGAGCACUUCGCGCGACAAGAAGUUGCCCCCAUCCCUCCCGCUAAUUGGGCAACCUUUGCACAUUUUUGGUUGUCUGAGUGAGGAAAAUGCUGUAAAUGAAGAUGACUCAAUGUGUUUUCAAAGAUGAGACUUUGAGGAUUAUAAUAAAUACCGCUUUGAUGUCAUACAAGCAAGCCAAACACCCAUUAGAAUUGCAUUGUGAAAGCCUAACACUGUAAUAUCGUAUUUUAUAACUUAGCUAGUCAUGCUAGCAAUAGAACAGGCUUUCAAAUGAUGCCCACCUGUCCCAGAUUGCGAUUUUUAAUGGACUGUUUUUGGAUUGCUUAAACAACAACAGUAAUUAUGUGAUGGUGGGGAUGCAGGGUUGUUUUCCAAACAAAACAACUACAAGUGUGCUUGCUCUAGUUCCUCAAUAGCAGAGCUAGGAGAGCUAAAAAACAACAACAUUAUAGUUAAAGACUCUUCUUUGAGUCAUAAAAGCGCAUUGAAAUUUCUUAGGAACUGUGCACACUUUGGAGAGGUGUGUGGCCACUUGGAGACACCAGUUAGUCCUCUCACUCAAACUCUUUACAUUGUUUUGUCUUAUGUUGCACAUACCCCACAUUUUCCAGGAAUAUUCUUAUCAUGUUACUGAAUAUAUCCAGAGUAUUUUCAGUUUUCGUUAUCAACAAAUGCGGUGAAAAGUACAGUAAAUGUAAAAUGCACAUAAAAUCAACUGUGUAAUGUUUGGAUUCAGUCUUGUGUCAGGUGAACAGUUGUGUCCUCACCUUUGGUCUAAUAAUGUCCCAUAAUCUCCAAACUGUCAUUCAAUUGCUACCGUGGUUAUGCAUAUACUUUUCAUAUUUAUUCUGUGAAAAAAACAUUCAAUUUAGCCCAAUCCGUAUAGGCCAAGUGUAAAGGGUUAAAGAUUAAGUCUAAAUAAAUGAAGGUUUAUGUUUAGCUACAGAGGACCAGAUGCAAAAUGGUACUAGCAUCCAUGCUACUUUUUGCAUCUGGUCCUUGUCAAAUGCUUCUGAAAAAAACAAUACAUUUAUAUGUGCAUGGUAGAAUUUCUUGUUUGCACUAGAUGGAGACAUAUUCCUCUGUGUGAGACGUUGAGGACUGUUUCGUCAUGAGUCAACUGUUGUGCGUACAUUUUCACCACCUAUGAUAUCUGCAAUCACAAUGGUGUUGACCACCAGAUGCCAUCUUCGCCUUCCAACUGCGGAACCCGGUCCACAACGGCCAUGCCCUGUUGAUGCAGGACACCAAGCGCCGUCUCCUGGAGCGGGGCUACAAGCGACCCGUCCUCUUGCUGCACCCGCUGGGGGGCUGGACCAAAGACGACGACGUGCCCCUGGACUGGCGCAUGAAACAGCACGCUGCAGUACUGGAGGAGGGGGUACUGGACCCCAGCAGCACCAUAGUGGCUAUUUUCCCCUCCCCCAUGAUGUACGCUGGACCCACUGAGGUAUGGGUCAAAAACACAGCCAUCAACACAUUCAUAGUUUUUGUGUGUUUAGCAGGGGAUAUGAUGCAGUAUUUAGUCAGUUACAGUACUUAAACCCCCAUUUGGCUAGGCAGAUGAUGUCACUGUAGGGCUGUGAAUACCCUAUUGUGUUAGUCCAUCCACUAAGGAUAACAGAUUUAAGACCAUAAUGUGCGUGAUUAUGUGUGAGCAUACAUUUCUUUUUCCCUCAGGUCCAGUGGCACUGCAGGGCGCGGAUGAUCGCCGGAGCUAACUUCUACAUUGUGGGCCGUGACCCAGCGGGCAUGCCCCAUCCCGAGACCAAGCAGGACAUUUAUGAGCCCACCCAUGGGGGUAAGGUCCUCACCAUGGCCCCAGGCCUCACCUCUGUAGAGAUCAUCCCCUUCAGAGUGGCCGCCUACAACAAGACCAAGAGGGCCAUGGAUUUCUACGACAAGGACCGGUGAGUGGAAUGUGAAAGAUUGAUUAUGGCUUUUGUAAUGCAUAUUUACAGAUUAUUUUAUACAGAGCCUGUGGUGGGAAAUGUGGGUCAAAGAACCUUCAAAAGCAGACACUGCUGAUCAUUUUCCUUCUGUCUCUCUCUUUAUCUCAUCUCCAUCCAUCUCGCUUCCCCUCCUCUGCCUUUCACAGACACGCUGAGUUUGAGUUCAUCUCGGGCACCAGGAUGAGGAAGCUGGCGCGGUGCGGGGAGAACCCCCCAGAUGGCUUCAUGGCCCCCAAGGCCUGGAAGGUCCUGACUGAGUACUACAGCUCCCUACAGAAGGACCAGUAACCCAAACACCCAAGCUCUUAGAAGGGCAACAACUCUAGUCCUCGAGGAAUGUUCUAGUUUGAUGUUAUCUGUAAGUCAGAGGUUUCAUUUCAUUAUCCCGGUAGAUGAUUCAGUGAGUAAGGAAUCCAUUAAUGACUGAAAUCAAGUGAGACCAAGCAGUCCUGGAGGAUUGGAGUUGUGUGCCUAUCUUCAUUGAAGGAAAACCAUGUGAUGUUGGAGGAGCUAGUGGUUGGGUUUAAGCAGUGAAAACAUUCCUAUGUUUGUCUAUGUAUGUGUAAGUCCAUAUAUUUAAAGAAAUUGUAUACAUAUAUGAGAU